Molecule: messenger RNA, 2899 nt
Organism: Sciurus carolinensis (gray squirrel)
Lineage: Eukaryota; Metazoa; Chordata; Mammalia; Rodentia; Sciuridae
Gene: Med26
Product: mediator complex subunit 26
Exons: 3
Coding region: 284-2086 (600 amino acids)
Biological process (GO): regulation of transcription by RNA polymerase II; positive regulation of gene expression
Cellular component (GO): core mediator complex; mediator complex; nucleus
Molecular function (GO): transcription coregulator activity
Source: RefSeq, a predicted model, not a curated record
CGGGGGCUGCUCACUGGAGUUUGGUUCUCGAGGCGGCGGCGGCGGCGGCGGUAGCGGCGGCGGCGGCUCCGGCGGCUCCUCCUCCUCCUUCGGUGGCGGCGGCGGCCCGGGCCCGAGCCCCGGCCCCGGCUCCCCUCUCCGCCACCCCGCGCGCCCCCACCUCCCCCGGCGCCGCGGGGAACAUGCGGCUCCGCUCCCGGAGGCCGAAGAGUGAGUGACCCCGUCCCCCGCCUCAGCCCGCCCGCCCGCUGGCCCGGCCGCUACCCCCCGCCUCGCCCAGGCAAUGACAGCGGCUCCGGCGUCUCCGCAGCAGAUCAGGGACCGGCUGCUGCAGGCCAUCGACUCCCAGAGCAACAUCCGGAACAUGGUGGCGGUGUUGGAAGUCAUCUCCAGCCUGGAGAGAUACCCCAUUACCAAAGAGGCACUGGAGGAAACUCGACUCGGGAAGCUCAUCAACGACGUUCGCAAGAAAACCAAGAACGAGGAGCUCGCCAAGCGGGCCAAGAAGCUGCUGCGCAGCUGGCAGAAGCUCAUUGAGCCAGUGCACCAGAAUGAGGCAGCUCUGCGUGGGUUGGCAGGGGCCACUGGCUCAGCCAAUGGGGGUGCUCACAACUGCCGGCCGGAGGCGGGGACAGCUGGCACACCCAAGAGCAUCCAUGACCUGAAGAACCGCAAUGACAUCCAGAGGUUGCCUGGGCAACGGCUGGAUAGGCUGGGCAGCCGCAAGCGCCGAGGGGACCAGCGUGACCUUGGACACCCUGGGCCACCUCCCAAGGUUUCCAAAGCUAGCCAUGACCCCCUAGUCCCCAACUCGUCCCCACUUCCCACCAAUGGGAUCAGCGGGAGCCCAGAGAGCUUCCCCAGCCCCCUGGAUGGCAGUGGGCACUUGGGCUCCGAUGGCAGCCGCCUGGAGCCUAGUGAGAACGACAAGCACAGCAGCAAGAUCCCUGUCAACGCCGUGCGGCCCCACACCAGCUCCCCAAGCCUGGGCAAGUCCCCCGGCCCCUGCUUGCAGACAAAGGCUUCAGUGCUGCAGCAGCUGGACAGGGCGGAUGAGACUCCAGGCCCUCCCCACCCCAGGGGUGCCCCUCGCUGCUCUUUCAGCCCCCGGAACUCACGGCAUGAGGGCUCCUUUGCCCGGCAGCGGAGCCCAUAUGCACCCAAGGGCUCUGUGCCCAGCCCCUCACCACGACCCCAGUCGCUUGAUGCCACACAGGUGCCAUCACCGCUUCCACUGGCCCAGCCAUCCACACCCCCUGUGCGGCGGCUAGAGCUGCUCCCCAGCACGGACAGCCCUGUGCGCUGGCUGGAGCAGCCCGAGGGUCACCAGCGACUGGUGGGGCCAGGCUGCAAGGCAGGGCUGUCUCCAGCUGAACCCCACCUGUCACGGGCAGGCUUCUCCCCAGACUCCUCCAAGGCAGACAGCGAUGCUGCUUCCUCUGGUGGCUCGGACAGUAAAAAGAAAAAGAGGUAUCGACCUCGAGACUACACGGUGAACUUGGACGGGCAGGUGGCUGAGGCGGGGGUCAAGCCUGUCCGGUUAAAAGAGCGGAAGCUCACCUUUGACCCCAUGACAAGACAGAUCAAACCUCUGACCCAGAAAGAGCCAGUGCGGGCAGACAGCCCUGUGCACACAGAGCAGCCACCCAGGACAGAACUGGACAAGCAGGAGGCCAAGGCUAGCCUCCAGAGCCCCUUUGAGCAAACGAACUGGAAGGAGCUGUCGCGCAACGAGAUUAUACAGUCCUACCUGAGCCGGCAGAGCAGCCUGCUCUCCUCCUCAGGUGCGCAGACCCCAGGGGCUCACCACUUCAUGUCUGAAUACCUGAAGCAGGAGGAGAGCACUCGGCGAGGGGCCAGGCAGCCACAUGUGCUGGUGCCUCACGGGCCGCCCACGGACCUCCCUGGGCUGAGCCGAGAGGUAACACAGGACGAUCUUGACAGAAUCCAGGCCCGCCAGUGGCCAGGGGUGAACGGGUGUCAGGACACACAGGGUAACUGGUAUGACUGGACGCAGUGCAUAUCGCUCGACCCGCACGGUGACGACGGGCGGUUGAACGUUCUGCCUUAUGUCUGCUUGGACUGACAGCCCCGUCGGCCACAAAGUGCAUUCCCACCUUGCAGUAGCCAGGGCGGGCAGGUGGCUGGGCCCAACUGCCUCUAGCAGUUGGCAACCCGGGAAGUCCAGCCCAGGCGGGAGGGAGGGGGCAGGAGUCACGCGGUCUCUGCGCUCUUCCCUCCAAACUCCUCCUUUUGUGAAAUGCUGCUACCAGUUUACUAACAAAAUUGCAAAGGAAGGACCGCGCAGAAGGAAGGACGGCAAAGUGAGUUCAGAACUCUAUAGCAAACCAGCUAUAAAAAGCGUUAGUCCCCCUAUCCCGGAAGAGGUGCAGACACUCUCCAGCACCUGAACACUGGGACCUCAGUUGCAGGCAGGCACAGAAAACCUGUGGGAGAGGUUACAUCUAACACAGCGACAGACGCAUGCAUCUCAUCUCUGUAUUUUCUGUUCUUUGGUUCUUUGAUUCAGCCCAGUGUCUGUGAGACAGCGGGCUGCGCCUCAGCCUGUUCGCACCCCACCCAGCCACUGGCCAGCCAGUGUUUUCCAUCGUGUGCUGGAAGCUUCUUGGCUGCGGCGAGCCACUGGCAUCAGGCAGGCCGACCAAUGGGCCAGCCAGCUUAACCCACACUCCAUGGGCAUCCACCCAUUUGUGUCCGGUUUCAGUUAAAACCCAGUUCUUAAAGAAAUGCUGCAGAAAUUUAAGUUUUCUUGAGUUUAUUUUCAUCCUUUCUUCCUUCUGACCACCAGCCAAAUAAAUUUCCUUUCCUUCUCCCUUUUCUUUUUCCUUCCUGCACAUACCUAGAAAAUUUCACCCUUCUGGAGCGCCACCCCCCCCCC